Molecule: messenger RNA, 3261 nt
Organism: Sodiomyces alkalinus F11
Lineage: Eukaryota; Fungi; Ascomycota; Sordariomycetes; Glomerellales; Plectosphaerellaceae
Product: seven-hairpin glycosidase
Exons: 2
Coding region: 416-2809 (797 amino acids)
Biological process (GO): carbohydrate metabolic process; N-glycan processing
Cellular component (GO): endoplasmic reticulum; Golgi membrane
Molecular function (GO): mannosyl-oligosaccharide 1,2-alpha-mannosidase activity; calcium ion binding
Source: RefSeq, a predicted model, not a curated record
GUGCCGUCCGUACUUACUUACUCAUUGCCCAUGUGCCAACCUUAAACUAAAAGUAUCUUUCCACGCCUUCCACGCCUCAAAAAUCUCCUGGAAUCAAUAACCACGGAUACCGUCACUUAGAGAGGAUCUGGCCUCUUCCAUCCAUACAACCAUCAACCCGUCUAUCAGAAUGAUCUCCAGGUAGCCUUUGUGUCGAAUAUUUAUUAUUGUUUCCCUUCCAUCCUCGAUGCCUUGCUCGGCUACACGCCACGCGUGAUCGACCGACGAUCCUGACCGUCCCACGCCGCAAAGCUAUCGAGACCCUUGGUCUUUUCAUUACUCGCCCGGUAACAGGAACGGACCUUUUCUUCGUAUCGCGACAUCGCCUAGGUCAAUGCUCAAGAUGGUUCGUCGGCGCAGUCGCCUCGUCCUCAUCAUGGCGGCCGUCAUGGUCGUCAUGAUGUACCGCGGCAUGCUCAGUUCUCACUGGGAUCACUACUCCUACACUUCCGGCCUUAGAUCCGGUGCUUCUCCCGACGCCCAUCACGAGCACGAACAUCAUCACCAUGAGAAUGAAGACAACCAUGCGCCAGCUGUACCCGAGCGAAACCCAGUCAUCACCCCGAGACCGGAGCCUCAUCGUCACGACGAACACGACACGAUACAUGCGAAGAACCCACCUGACCGCUUGCCCGACGGCGGCGGCGGCGGCAUUCCCAAGUCCGCCUCCGUAGUCCACUGGCGCAAGCAGCCCGAACACUUCCCCGUUCCCACCGAGUCCAUCAUCCCCCUGCCCACCGACCCGCCAAGACAGUUCCCCAAGAUUCAGCAUACUUUCGAUCCCGAAUCACCUGCCGCCAAGGAGAAGCGGGAAAAGCGCCUGGCCGCGGUGAAGGCCGAAACGGAGAGGGCCUGGGCCGGCUACCGCCAGUACGCAUGGAUGCACGACGAGCUGACCCCUCUCACCAAGCGGUUCCGCGAUCCCUUCUGCGGCUGGGCCGCCACCCUGGUCGAUUCUCUUGACACCUUGUGGAUCAUGGGCCUGAAGGACGAGUUCGACGAGGCUGCCAAGGCCGUUGGGGACAUCGACUUCACCUACACUCCCCAACGCAGGGACAUCCCCGUCUUCGAGACCACCAUCCGCUACCUCGGCGGGCUCCUCGCCGCCUACGAUGUCAGCGGCGGACGCCAAGGCAACCAUCCCGUGCUGCUCACAAAGGCCGUCGAACUCGCCGAGAUCCUCAUGGGCGCCUUCGACACCCCCAACCGCAUGCCCAUUCUCUACUACAACUGGAUGCCCGACUAUGCCUCCCAGCCUCACCGCGCAGAGACCGCCAGCAUCGCCGAGCUGGCUAGUCUCUCCAUGGAGUUCACGCGCCUCGCUCAGCUGACCUCCGAGAACAAGUACUACGACGCCGUCGCCCGCAUCACCAACGCCCUCCAGGAUUUGCAAGACCGCGGGACCACCAUCCCCGGCCUCUUCCCCGAGAAGCUCGACCUUUCUGGCUGUAAUCGGACCGCCACGGCCGAGCGGGCUAGGACCCUGGAGCUCAGUGGGGAGGCACGCCUACAGUCGGACGCGCAGUCCGACGACCGCAAACCCCCCGAGGGAUAUAAGCAGCAACUCGCCAAGAAGGACCUUCCCCUCCCAGGCCAGCCGCCCGCUUCGUCGGAGAACAGCGCACCUUACAGCGUUGACGGCGACGAGACGGCAUCCUGGAAGUGCGUCGAGCAAGGUAUCGAGCCCGAAGGCUAUGGCUACCACCAGUACAGCCUGGGCGGCAGCCAGGAUUCGGCGUACGAGUACUUCCCCAAACAAGACCUGAUCUUAGGCGGACUAGAACCGAAGUACAGGGAUCUGUACAUCAACACGGUCGAGGCCGCCAAGAAGUGGCUGCUGUAUCGGCCCAUGGCCCGUGACGGCAGGGACGUGCGGUUCACCGGCAAGGUGACGACCUCGCCCGAGGGUAGGCCGCCGCAGCACGCCUACGAGGCGACGCAUCUGGCUUGCUUCGUCGGCGGCAUGUUCGGGCUCGGCGGCAAGAUGUACGAGCGGCCCGACGACGUCGAGAUGGCACGCAAACUGGCCGACGGCUGUGUCUGGGCCUACGAAUCCACCGCGUCCGGCCUCAUGCCCGAGAUUGCCACCCUCGUGCCCUGCGAGUCGAUGGAGAGCUGUGCGUUCAACGAGACGUUGUGGUGGGAUCGCCUCGACUCCAUGGCCGCCACGCGAAACCGGAACAUUGUGGAUUGGGAGGAGAGGCAGAGGAAGAAGAAGGAGGAACAGAAACGGCGGGAAGAGGAAGAGAAUGAGAAUGAGAAAGAGGCGCUGCAACUGCAGGAAGCGGAAGCGGGGAGGAGAAGUGCAGAUGCCUCUCUGCAGGGCGCUGCUGCGGCCCAGGUGCCGAUCCCCAGAGUUCCGGAGCGUCCCGACCCAAAGCCGGCAUCGCACGAGGAGUACGUGCACGAUAAGAUCGAGGCCGAAGGCAUCCCGCCCGGCUUUGCGUCUAUCAAUGACAGGCGCUAUAUUCUAAGACCCGAAGCCAUCGAGUCAGUCUGGUACAUGUACCGCAUCACGGGCGAUCCUGUCUGGCAGGAAAAAGGCUGGCGCAUGUUCCAGGCCGUGCUCAAGGCGACGCGCACCGAGACCGGCCACAGCGCGGUGGACGGGGUGCUCGACCCGGUGCCCCGGAAGGUCGACAACAUGGAGAGCUUUUGGCUCGCCGAGACGCUCAAGUACUAUUAUCUGCUAUACACUACCCCCGACGUCAUCAGCCUGGACGAAUGGGUGCUCAACACGGAGGCGCAUCCUUUCCGCAGGCCGUCAUAGGAAGGAAACAUGACCAACGGAACAUGAUGCAGGGCGAUCGAUUCAUGAAGACGUGAUGGAUGGAUUGGUGUCGAGAUAUACCCAUUUCUUCGGCAUCUCAGAUCUUAAGGAUAGAGUUCCAGCGGGAACGAGGCAAUGUGCGGCAAUUUAUCGCUUCGGUGUGGGAAGAAGCCAUAUGCAUGGGCGAGCCUUGGAAUCCGAAGCGAAGCAUGGAGGACAAACUCAUUUCAAGUACUUCAAGCAAUAUUCAGCUGGUAGGCGUUUAGGAGCACUAGGAGGCCAUGGCAUUUAUUCCGUUGAUCUUAUUAUCACCGAGCUAUUUAGUAAAAGGCGUUUCUCAAGACAAUUUCUUGUAUAGCGUAGGUAGGUGGUAGGUAUCUAUCUCUCUAGCACAGACAUGCAGGCAUCGCAAUUGUCGACCGUGAAACAUUUCCACAUGCUAUACAGAUUUG